Molecule: messenger RNA, 1245 nt
Organism: Rotaria sp. Silwood1
Lineage: Eukaryota; Metazoa; Rotifera; Eurotatoria; Philodinida; Philodinidae
Source: the annotation of a GenBank genome assembly
AUGAUGAGUAUCGGAAAACGUAAAUAUUUGUCUAUACAUGAUCCAUUAUCAUCAUCACCAACAAAAAAACGUUUUUUACAAUUUAUACCAUUUAAUCUAAAACCAACAUUAGUUCGAUCUGAUAUUUGUUAUCUUAGUCAAAUACCAAUUGAAAUACGUGAUUUAAUAUUAUUAAAAUUAUCACCACAUGAACUUCAUCAAUUAGCUAGUACGAGUAAUGAAUAUUUUUCUAUUGUAUUAAAUUUUCUACGAUCAUCAAUGGGUACUCAAUAUUUUAAAUUAAUAUUGAAAACAACACCUGAUCGUCGUCGAUCAGGAGCUUGGGAAAAUCUUGAUUUAUCUCAUAUUGGUCGAUUUUUUGGUGAAGCAACAAGACAUUGGUCUGAACGAGAAAUUGCUUGGGCAUUUUCUCAAUUAGAUUCACAUAUACAAUUAAAGAAAAAAAUUGAUCGUUUUUAUUCAUGUGAACAUGUCGGUAUUGAAAUUCAACUUGAACAUUCCAUACGUUUUUGUUUUCGUUUGGUUUAUUUUGAUUCAAUUCGAUUACAUGCACAUCGUGGUUGUUUAUUAAAUGUUAUUCUUUAUAAACAACCAAUUUGGUUUCAAGCUCGUCUUAUUUAUUUAUUAUUUGGACCUAUGUCAUUAAAUAAAAUUGAUUGGGAAAAAUUUUCACAUGAUCGAUUAAAUUCUUUUAUCUAUCCAAAUGUUGAUGAAGAACAAGCUUAUUUUGAUUUAAGUCGUGCUUUUAAUGUACUUAAUCGAUCAGUACAUGCUCAAAAAGCCUGGAAUAGUAAUAGUAAACUUGCUUUAUUAAAUGAACUUAUUGCACAACCACUUCCAUGGAAAUCUGAAUAUGUUGCUGAAUUAUUAUUCUAUUGUGGUAGAGAAUUAUUAACAAAUGUAUUAAUCGCUUUUGCUAUGAAAAAUUAUCAUAAAGAAUAUGCUCAAUUAAUUCAUUCAUUAUGUAUAGUUGCUCGUCAACGUAAAAUGUAUUAUGAAAUAAUUCAAACAGCUAUUGAAGAUUCAUUUGAACGUUGUACACUUGUUGCUCAACGAAAUUCAAUUAUUAUACAUUUACAAAAUGCAUUUCGUUGUAUGACAAGAAAUGUAAUUGCUGUUCUUGCUUCAUCAACAAUAACACAAACAGAUCAAUUACAUUAUUUACAACAACUUGAAGCAUUAGAUGCACAAAAAGCGUCACUAAUUUCAUUUCUUUUAACAAAUCAAUUUGAUCAAAAUAAUUAA